Molecule: messenger RNA, 1341 nt
Organism: Oppia nitens
Lineage: Eukaryota; Metazoa; Arthropoda; Arachnida; Sarcoptiformes; Oppiidae
Product: neuropeptide Y receptor type 6-like
Exons: 4
Coding region: 10-1341 (443 amino acids)
Biological process (GO): G protein-coupled receptor signaling pathway
Cellular component (GO): membrane
Molecular function (GO): neuropeptide Y receptor activity
Source: RefSeq, a predicted model, not a curated record
UAAUAUUUAAUGAAUUUAUCGACACUAGUAAUGAUUUCGGCCACAAAUGAGCCGCAAAUCAUCGAUUCGGUCGAUCUGACCGUCCAAGAGAUUGCCGAACUGGUCGACCGGUACAUCAAACACGACCGCAUACUUGAUUCGGGUACCGAAAUUAUACUGACCAUUGUCUACAGUAUACUCAUAGUGGCCGGUCUAUUGGCCAACAUUGUCAUCAUCGGUGCUAUUGUUGUCAACAAAAAACUGAUGCAAUCGUCAAACAUCUUAUUGCUGGUCAAUCUGUUUGUAUCCGAUCUACUAUUAUGUCUAUUAUGUAUGCCGUUUACACUGUUGCUAUUGGUACGCAAGGACUGGCCAUUUGGCCGAUCACUGUGCAAACUGAUACCGUUUGUCCAGGGAGUGGCCAUUUUUGUGUCGGCCGCCACCAUCACUACCAUUGCCAUCGACCGUAUGCUACAUAUAACUGCUAAUCCAGUGACAGGACAAAAAAAGUCAUGGAUACCGCACUACCGGCACAGGUAUGCCUUAACUACACUAAUCAUAUGGUUGGUGGCCGUACUGUUGGCCGCACCGAUAGCCAUCUAUCAGGACGUAGUUGCUUACGGCAUACAACAUGUGGCCACUUACGACAAAUGCGCCGAAAUUUGGCCAUACAAUUACCGAAUAGUCUAUUCGUUGGCCGUUAUGAUUGUCCAACUGUUGGUACCCAAUGCUGUUAUGCUUAUAUCGCACUACCGUAUCCGACACUACCUGCGCCGGCAUCGGUUCGGUAAAUCGGUUGCUAAUAAUAAUAAUACCUAUCGGCGGAUCAGGACAAACAUGUUGACACUGGCGGCUAAUGGCGACAUAUCACUGUUGGACAAGGGAUCGGAACGGGAUAACAUUAUCAGCGAUCACUUUACGAUUACCCUGACGUCGACAACUAAGCCGCCGAUGCCGACCAUUUCAAUCACAUCCACCAACGAUGCUGAUGAUGUCCAUCGAUCUACUAUUAAGACUACUAGUUGUAGUCAUCAUCAUCAUCACCACCACCACCACCAUCACCAUAACUGUGCUGACAAAGGUAUGAUACGUAACAAUAGGAUAUCAAUGUUUUUGCUAUCGAUAACCAUAUUGUUUGGCGUUUCGUGGCUUCCCUGGAAUCUGUUCAACGUAUGGACGGAUCUGUUUGUUGUCGACACGGAUUCAAUGUCUACGAAAAAUCUUUAUAUUUUGUUGGCUGUCUGUCAUCUGGUGGCCAUGUCUUCGGCUAUAACUAAUGCCGUCUUCUAUGGCUACUAUCAUACAGCCAUCAAACAAGAGUUAUCCAAAUAUGCUAAAAAUAAUGUUACAUAUGGUGAAUAA